Molecule: messenger RNA, 3693 nt
Organism: Emiliania huxleyi CCMP1516
Lineage: Eukaryota; Haptophyta; Isochrysidales; Noelaerhabdaceae
Exons: 11
Biological process (GO): regulation of DNA-templated transcription
Molecular function (GO): DNA-binding transcription factor activity; oxidoreductase activity; protein binding
Source: RefSeq, a predicted model, not a curated record
CACGGCGAUCAGCGGGUCACAGAGCUGGACGAUGGCGUCCAAGCGCAAGGCGGCCGCCGAGCAUACGGAGGCGCAGCAGCCAGGCGCCGGCCGGAGCAUGCGGCAGCGCAAGAAUCAGGGCCCGUACGUGGACGACGACCCCAGCCUGCUCGCGUCGCUCGCGUAUCUCGAGGCGGAGCACACUGCCCGCCCGUACCGCGUCGACCAAGAGGCGGCCACGAUGGCGGGCUUGCAGCCGCACAAGCUGCACCCGUUCGAGCGUGCGUGCACCGCGCUCCCCGCCAAGCUCAAGCAAAACGCCGCCCGGCUCACCACAAUCCGCAACCACAUCCUCGGUCGGGCUCAAAAGACACCAUCCAAGUUCCUCACGCUUGCGGACGCGAUCCGCGGGCUGGGGAGCGAGUUUCGCGGCUCGGGGGCGCACGCCGCGGAUGCCGCCUCCGUCUACACCUGCCUCAAUCACCACAACUACAUCAACGUCGGAGUGAUGGACGACCACCCGCAGCGGCUGCUCGGCCGCGCCGGCGGGGGGUGCGCUGCGGGCUUUCCUGAGGGCACGCGGCUGAGGGUAGUGGUCAUCGGCGCCGGCGCGUCGGGGCUCGCGGCAGCGAGGCAGCUCGCCCUGCACGGGCACGAGGUGAUCGUCCUUGAGGGGCGAGAGCGGAUCGGCGGGCGGGUGCACACGGCGAGCGUGCGGGGCGCGAGCGUCGACCUCGGCGCCAUGGUCGUGACGGGCGUGCCCGGCAACCCGAUGGCGGCGCUCGCGCGGCAGACAAAGUCUCGCAUGCACCUCAUCUCGAGAGGAUGCCGCAUCUACGCCGCCGACGGGCGCAGCCCUCCGGCCGAGCUUCUGCCCGGGCCCCGAGGUGCCGCGAUGGAGCAGGAGUGGAACGGCCUGCUGGAUGAGUGCAAGGCGACUUGCCGCCCCGAGCCGGCGCCCGACGCAUCGCUCGGCGCGACCCUGCGCAGGAUGGUGCGCGAGCGGCGCGAGAAGUGGCGCGGCCUAGCGCAGCGGAUCUCGGCGGCGCGCGCCGAGAGCGGCGUCGCGCGCGCGCGGGACGAGGCGGGAGCGUGCGCCGUCUCUCCACACCGGUGUGAGGAGUGCAAGCAGUGCUUCCUCACGGUGGACAAGCUCGACCGCCACCGGCUCUGCUGCUUGCCCGACCCGUCCGGCGUGGUCGUGCGCUCGGAGAAGGCCUUCUCGGGCUACGAGGGCGUCGUCUCGUCUCAGAUCCGAGACAAGUGGGAGGCGUUCCUCGUCUCGGACCACGGGUACGGCCGCAAGCGGCGCCGCAUCGGCGAGACGUACGAGACGGCCGAGGCGGCGGCGCGCGCCUACGCCACCGCGUGCCGGGAGAUGCUGCACGCCGAGGCGGCGGCGCAGGCGGAGGCGGCGGCGCAGGCGGAGGCGGCGGCGCAGGCGGAGGCGGCGGCGCAGGCGGAGGCGGCGGCGCAGGGCGAGCCAGAGGUCGAGGUGGCUAGCCAGGUAGGCCACAGCCAAGGAGACUUACCGCCGCCGGAGCCGCCGCCGCCGGAGCCGGAGGGAGAAGUUGUGCGGCCGAAGUCUGAGCCGGCGGCGCCGUCAGCGCCGGAGGAGGCGCCGGCGCCGACAAUGCCGGAGGAGGCGCCGGCGCCAACGGCGACAGAGGAGGCGUCGUUUCUGUCGGCGCCGCCAUCGCCGCCGGCCGACGACGAGGUUGGCGCGGGAGGCGGCGGGCGGGUGCAAGAAGAGUCUCUUUCUCGCUCGGAGGCGGGGGCGGAGUCGGAGCGGGAAGGCGGUGCUCAGACGGCGGCAGGAACGGCAGCGGGCGGCGCCGAGGCGGGAGGGAGCGGCGGCGCAAGUAUGGGAGGGAGCGGCGGACGAGGCGGCGGCAUGGCGGGCGAUGCACCGCCCGGGUUGCCGUCCGCCGCCGCCCCCAAAGGGCCGCCGGAGGCCGCGUCCGCUCCGGCCCCGCCUCGUGUGGAGGCCCCGCCUGCGGCUCCCGCCCCCGCGGCGUCGGGCGGGAGGACCGCAGGGAGGACCGUCUCGUUUAGCUGCUCGAGCUGCGCCAAGAAGCUCAUCCUGCGCCUGAGCGCCUCGCAGCUCGCCUCGCCCACGCCCAUCACCUGCUCGUGCUCGAGCUGCGGCUCCGUCUUGAAAAUCAACCUGCCGCCCUCCGACAAGGCGAAGCCGAAGCCGCCGCCGCUGCCACCGCCGAGCGCCGCGGCGCCGGGGCCGUCUUCGCUCCGCCCCCCGCCCGCGCCCAAGCCGGCCAAGGGCGGCGCAGCGCCGAGCGCGGCGCCGAAGACGGUUGAGCGCACCUUCCAGUGCUCGUGCGUGAGCUGCGGCGCCAAGCUCCGCUUCACGCUCUCCUGCCCUCCCAACGCGUGCACCGCCUCCACCAAGUGCGCGAUGUGCCACGCCGAGCUGCGCGUGCGCAUCCCCUCGCUCAAGCCGCCCGCGCCAGGCGCCGAUCCGUCCCCCGGCGCCAGCAGCGAGCGGACCCGCGCGUGGGCGUGCGGCGUGCGGGACGCCGCCUUCGCCGAGGAGGAGCGGGAGGACACGGAGGCGCCGCUGCCGCUGCCCGAGGCGCUGCUGCACUGGCAUUGGGCCAACCUAGAGUACGCCAACGGGACGCAGCUCCACUCCCUCUCCAACCGCUGGUGGGACGCCGACGACGAGUUCGACUUCGGAGGCGGCCACUACCUGCUGCCCGACGGGUACGGCGGGCUGCUGCGCAAGGUGGCUGCUGGCCUCGACAUCCGGCUUGGGCACGAGGUCAAGACGGUCAAGAAGGAGCCGCGCGGCGUGCUCGUCGAGGCGGUCAACGGAGGCAGCCCGGUCAUCUUCACGGCGGACGUCGCCAUCUGCUCGCUCCCGCUGGGCGUGCUCAAGGCCGGCGCGGUGGUGUUCGAGCCGCCGCUCCCGCCGCGCAAGCAGGAGGCGAUCGAGCGACUCGGCUUCGGGUCGCUCAACAAGGUGCUGCUCGGCUUCGAGCGGCCCUUUUGGGAGGAGCGCGAGGGCGGCCGCGACUUUUGGGGGUGGACGGCGCCCAACGGGCGCAGGCGCGGCGAGGCCUUCCAGUUUUGGAACCUGCAGCGCUCCACGGGACGGCCUCUGCUGCUGGAGGACACGCGCGAGGAGGCGAAGGAGGCCGCCAUCCGCGCGACGAUGGACGCUCUGCGCGCCAUCUUUGGGGAGGAGGCCGUGCCGGCGCCGACGCUCAAGCUGGCCACCCAGUGGGAGCACGAGCACUUUUCGCGCGGCGUCUACUCGCACGUCGCCGUCGGCGCGACGGCGCGCGACUACGACGUGCUCGCCGAGCCGCUGUGGGGCGACUCGCUCCUCUUCGCGGGCGAGGCGACCUCGCGCGAGCACCCGGCGACGGUUGUAGGUGCCUUCCUCAGCGGCUUGCGCGAGGCCGGCCGGAUUGAUUGCGCGCUGCACCCGAAGCUGCCGACGCAGCCGGCCGCCGCGCUGGCGCGGCGAGGCAGCGCGCCACGGCCUCCGGCAGCGGCGCCCGCGCCGCCCGCGCCGCCCGCGCCGCCCGCGCCGCCCGCGCCCGCCGCGCCAGUGGCGCCCGCCGCGGCAAGCCCCGCGCCCGCCGCGCCCGCCGCCCCAGUGGCGUUGGAGCGUCCUGUGGCAGCGGAGCGCCCGGCCGCUGUGCCUGCGCUGCCCGUUGCGCCGCCGCCCGCCGGGUUUCCUGAUGCACU